Microcebus murinus (gray mouse lemur) is the source of this 1925-nucleotide messenger RNA. Lineage: Eukaryota; Metazoa; Chordata; Mammalia; Primates; Cheirogaleidae. The record is from RefSeq and is a predicted model, not a curated record.
CCCCCACCCUCACUCUGCAGCCCUGUGGGCAGGAGGGGCCUGUGUGCGGCCCAGUCUGAGAGACAAGAUGGAGGGGCCUGCGCUGACACUGGGGCUGCUGGCCACCCUGGCCGUGUGUGGAAGCUGGGGCCUGAACGAGGAGGAGCGGCUGAUCCGGCACCUGUUCCAAGAGAGGGGCUACAACAAGGAGCUGCGGCCCGUGGCGCACAAAGAGGAGCGCGUGGACGUCUCCCUGGCCCUCACCCUGUCUAACCUCAUCUCCCUGAAAGAAGUCGAGGAGACCCUCACCACCAACGUGUGGAUAGAGCACGGCUGGACAGACAGCCGGCUGAAGUGGGAUGCCGAAGAAUUUGGGAAUAUCAGUGUCCUGCGCCUGCCCCCCGACAUGCUGUGGCUCCCAGAGAUUGUGUUGGAGAACAAGUUGAGCUGCAGCCUCUCCGGCCUGCCCUCCCUCACUCCACCCCCUUCCUGGAGCCCCCAGCUCCUGCCCCCGGCCUUUCCCUGCCCACCCUGCCAGUUCCGAGCUGGCCGGUGCUCACUGUGGUCCUUGUCCCUCCCUCCCAGCAAUGACGGCUCCUUCCAGAUUUCCUACUCCUGCAACGUGCUGGUCUAUGACUCGGGCUCCGUGUACUGGCUGCCGCCCGCCAUCUUCCGCUCCUCCUGCCCUAUCUCCGUCACCUACUUCCCCUUCGACUGGCAGAACUGCUCCCUCAAGUUCAGUUCCCUCAAGUACACGGCCAAGGAGAUCACCCUGAGCCUGAAGCAGGACGUGGAAGAGGAUCGCAGCUACCCUGUGGAGUGGAUCAUCAUUGACCCUGAGGGCUUCACAGAGAACGGGGAGUGGGAGAUAGUGCACCGGCCGGCCAGGGUCAACGUGGACCCCAGCGCCCCUCUGGACAGCCCCAGCCGCCAGGACGUCACCUUCUACCUCAUCAUCCGCCGCAAGCCACUCUUCUACAUCAUCAACAUCCUGGUGCCCUGCGUGCUCAUCUCCUUCAUGAUCAACCUGGUCUUCUACCUGCCGGCCGACUGCGGCGAGAAGACGUCAAUGGCCAUCUCGGUGCUGCUGGCCCAGUCUGUCUUCCUGCUGCUCAUCUCCAAGCGGCUGCCCGCCACGUCCAUGGCCAUCCCCCUUAUCGGCAAGUUCCUGCUCUUCGGCAUGGUGCUGGUCACCAUGGUCGUGGUGAUCUGUGUCAUCGUGCUCAACGUCCACUUCCGCACACCCAGCACCCACGUGCUGUCCGAGGGGGUCAGGAAGCUCUUCCUGGAGACGCUGCCCACGCUCCUGCACAUGUCCCGGCCAGCAGAGGACGGCCCCGGCAGCGGGGCCCUGGUCCGGAGGAGCAGCUCCCUGGGCUACAUCUCCAAGGCCGAGGAGUACUUCUCGCUCAAGUCCCGCAGCGACCUCAUGUUCGAGAAGCAGUCAGAGCGGCACGGGCUGGCCCGGCGUCUCACCACUGCGCGCCGCCCCCCAGCAAGCUCUGAGCAGGCCCAGCAGGAGCUCUUCAGCGAGCUGAAGCCAGCUGUGGAUGGGGCAAACUUCAUCGUUAACCACAUGAGGGACCAGAACAAUUACAAUGAGGAGAAGGACAGCUGGAACCGCGUGGCCCGCACAGUGGACCGCCUCUGCCUGUUUGUGGUGACGCCCAUCAUGGUGGUGGGCACAGCUUGGAUCUUCCUGCAGGGCGUCUACAACCAGCCCCCGCCCCAGCCUUUCCCCGGGGACCCCUACUCCUACCACGUGCAGGACAAGCGCUUCCUCUAGGCCGGCCUGCGGGAUGAAGGGGUCUGGGAGGAGUGGCACCGGAGGAGGGCCGGCUCCUGGCCCUGCGCUGUGCCCCUCAGGCUGAGGCGGUGCCGAGGAAGGCAGGGAGAAGCCCCAGUCCCCGAUGGCAGUUCCUUGGCAAAUAAAGACAGGAGCCACC